This is a messenger RNA of Zingiber officinale, 675 nucleotides long. RefSeq names its product cell division control protein 2 homolog D-like. Lineage: Eukaryota; Viridiplantae; Streptophyta; Magnoliopsida; Zingiberales; Zingiberaceae. Gene Ontology annotation, cellular component: nucleus; cyclin-dependent protein kinase holoenzyme complex; cytoplasm. Bases 1 to 675 code for a protein of 224 amino acids. The transcript is spliced from 5 exons. The record is from RefSeq and is a predicted model, not a curated record. Gene Ontology annotation, biological process: protein phosphorylation; signal transduction; regulation of G2/M transition of mitotic cell cycle. Gene Ontology annotation, molecular function: ATP binding; cyclin binding; cyclin-dependent protein serine/threonine kinase activity.
AUGGACGCGUUCGAGAAGCUAGAGAAGGUCAGGGAAGGAACGUACGGCAAGGUUUACAAGGCGCGGGAGAAAGCCACUGGCAAGAUCGUCGCUCUCAAGAAGACCCUCCUCCCCGAGGAUGACGAGGGCGUUCCUCCCACCACGCUCCGCGAGGUCUCCCUCCUCCGCAUGCUUUCCAUCGAUCCCCAUGUCGUCAGACUUUUGGAUCUGAAGCAAGACCAGAACAAGGAGGGGCAAACCAUUCUCUACAUAGUCUUUGAGUACAUGGACACGGAUAUGAAAAAGUACAUCAGAAGUUUCCGCCAGAGCAUGCCACCAAUGACUGUUAGGAUUUUGAUGUAUCAACUCUGCAAAGGAAUUUCAUUCUGUCAUGGUCAUGGAGUGUUGCACAGGGAUCUUAAGCCUCACAAUAUUUUAAUGGACCGCAAGACUAUGAUGCUAAAAGUUGCGGAUCUUGGACUCAGUCGUGCUUUCACCAUUCCCCUCAAGACAUACACGCACGAGCUUCCUGUAAGUGUUGGUGCAAAAUCUAAAUCUCGUGGUACCAUUGCAUCUGGUGCUUCUAGGAUUUCACAGGACAAGAGUCCUAUGCCAACAUCCUAUGGAGACUUUCAUAAUUCUUCAACUAUAUCUCAUGUUCCUGUGCUGGCCUUUGCUGCCCCUAAUUUGAAGUAG